AUGAGGCCAGAAUGCGAGCUGCAGAAGCACCGCCACCAGAGAGUGUGCAUCUUCAACCUCACGCAUCCUGUCUCAUCGCUGGGCGCACAGGAGGCGUAUUCGCGUCCGCAGCUGGGGUCUGCGCCGGGACUGGCACGGACAUCGCCUUCUGCAGUCUCUCGCUCGCCAGACAUGCAUUCUACUGGCCAGACUCCUCCAGACCCCGGCAACAUGCUUAAUCCCGCAACGGACUCGCCCGGUCCGGCUGCGAAUCUCAAUCCAGCGAUGCCCAGGCGGUGGUAUGCGCGUCAGACUCGGGCGCAGAGCCGCUCGAGUGGCGAUGAGGCUGAAAGCGUGCGGCCUCGUUCAAGAGGCCUCAGCCGCUCCUCUGUCUCGCCAAGUCGGCCAGUGACGCCUGGCGUUUCCAGUGACUCUAACAGCCCGCCGACGCGCUCCAACGCGGCCGUUUCGCGGGAUGAGUUGUUCGACCCCGAUGUGGCUGCUGCUGCUGCUGCUGCUCGCCGGUCCCCCCCGCAACUCACGAUCCCAUCUCCUAAGGGCAGAUCGGCCAUGGAGAAGUUGAAUAUCUUCAAGCGCAGCCGUGGAGUGUCGAUGUCGGACGAGACGGUACCCAAAGAGGGCCAGCCGCGCCGGGGAACCUUUGAUAGGCUGGGGGGAUGGUUUGGUCGUUCCCGGAAUCAGCAGAGUCAAGCUGCAGGGAUCGAAGUAACUUCACAGUCCUCAGUCGCGCAGACCAUCGAGUGGCUUCGACCCGCCUCUUCGCAUCCAGCCCUAGGACACGCACGCUAUCACUCGGACGACCAGGGCAGCCGAUGCCGGUCCAAUGCGGAAAACGACCCGUCGUUCCAGGGCCAACGACCACCGCCAGGAGGCUAUUUCGCGCCCGAGUCCUUCUCGCACUUCAGACAACCCCCGGACGGAUCCAGAAACCCACAACACCCAGAGGCACCACCGUCGCCAGAUCACGAACCCGACCGACUCCCCUCGCCCACAGGCUCCUUCACGCACACCGAGUACCGCUAUCAUCAUCAACAACAACAACAACAACCACCACCACCCCUAAGCCCCGACCAACAACUCUCCCCAAACCCCUCCUCUCCCACCCCCCGCACCCCACCUUCCCGCGGCCGCACCAUCGACCGCGCCUACGCGCAAGACCUGCACCUCCGCUCCCGCAGCCCCAAGGCCUUCCCCCCGCGUCCCGAGGAAGCCUCCUACCCGAGCACCGACACCUCCGACCCAGCCCACAACCUGGGCACCUUCCGCUCGAACCCGCGCACCAGCCGCAUCGGUGACCAGGAACUGCCCUGGAAACUCACCCUGCCCAGCGACGAGGACGAGGAGGGCACCGCGACGGUGACGGUCCGCAGCGCCUGGCUCGCGAGUACCACGAAGUGCAUGCUGCAGUCGUCGCGUCUGCCGACUUAUACAGAAGAUGAGGUCGUGCAUCGGCAUCCGGGUGUGGUGGCCGGCGAGAAGAUGGGGGACGUGCGGCAGCGUCGAGGCCGGGGUCGAGGUCGAGGUCGGGGUCGGGGGCAAGCGCAUGAUCGUGACCAUUAUGAGCAAGAGCAUGAGCAUGAGCAGCCCCAGGGGCCGGGGUCGGGGUCGGGGUCGGGGUCGGGGCAGGCGUUGGGGCCGGGGGACCAGCAUCAUCCGCACCGCGGCGAGAAGGCGCGGGCCAUCAAUGCGACUGCAGCGCCAGUGGAGUUGCCUGUGCGUGGGGACGACGACACGGGCGAGGAGAUCAGGAUGUCGAGUACGGCGUAUCCCGGGCAGGAGUGGCGGCCGCUGGGGCUGUCGGGGUGGGAAUUCUGA
Messenger RNA from Aspergillus clavatus NRRL 1, 1815 nucleotides. RefSeq lists its product as uncharacterized. The coding region runs from base 1 to 1815 and encodes 604 amino acids. The record is from RefSeq and is a predicted model, not a curated record. The transcript has 3 exons. Lineage: Eukaryota; Fungi; Ascomycota; Eurotiomycetes; Eurotiales; Aspergillaceae.